AGUCGUCAACCCUCGCAUCAUUACGCGUCACAACAAGCUCGACAGGGUUCCUACGCGACCUCCUCUGGCGACCGGUCCCGCUCCCGUGAAUCCACCUCACCCACCGGUUCGCCCGACCACUCUCGAUCUUCCCGGGCUGGAAGCCAUGCAGCGGACCUAACGUCCGGUGGCGAGCACCGUGUUAGCCCAGCGGGGGCAUCCGCUUCGACCGAAACUCUGUCUCCCAACCGCCGCCGGACUCGAGUCCUCAUGACAAGAGUGCAGUCCGAAGCUCUCAACCGUCUUUGGGGCCUAGUAAGAUCUGGCGACGAGUUUUCUAACAUAGCAGACUAUGUUCCCAUCCACCAGCGAAAGAGAGACCUUGGCGCAGCAAAUUGGAUUGACCUCUCGUCAAGUGCAAGUCUGGUUCCAGAAUCAGCGCCAGAAGCGCCGUCGAGAGCGUGAGACCGAUGAUGCUGUUCAUACGCAACUCCUUCCCGACUUGCUUGGGCACUCGAUGGGAUGGCCAACGUCUGCCAUUCCCGUUCAUCCUUCGCAGGCACGCAUCACACGGAUUUCUGCGUCGUACCCCCCGCCCCCACACGGUCCUCCUCCCAACUACCAUCUAGCAUCUCAGACGAUGCUGCCGACGAGAGCUCUGACGCAUCCACCUCUUUACCGCCACGAGCGACCGCCUGACGACUUUCAACGUGGACUGAGCGACUCGCAAAUACCCCUUGCGGGGAGGCACAUUACUUCUGAUGUCCCCAGCGCUUGGCGUCAUCCCUCGUCUCGCAGCGGUAGCUUUAGCGGCGCACACGCAGCGUUUAGAGGAUACGACAGGAGCGAUGAGUUUGUAGGAGCAUCCGCAAUCCACGAAUCGCACAUUGGUCCGCUUCGUCGACCUCGCUCAAUGUCCACCUCCCAGCAACUCUACCGAUGGGCAUCUCAAGUGGACAACUCACCACCUUCGUCUCGGGAUGCCAUGUUGGGCUCAAGCAUGCCGGCUCACUCGGCAUAUGCUCACGCAGACGGUCUUAGCACCGAGCAGUGGCCUCAAGACGACCGCUACGACCGCUACGUAGGCUCCACGAAUCCAGGGAUACGCGAUCAGAGAGACUCAAACUCAGCUCCAGCUCGGGAGUCCCAGCUACCGCCUUCUUUGAUGCCGAUGGUUAUUGACUCGCCUCGAGCGGGGCCCGAAGCGAUCACUUUGCAGCCCCUCCACUUCCGCGCAAGUCAGGUAAACGAAUCAAUGGCUGCUUCCUCUCCCUUGUCCGACCGCGCCUUCAGCCCUCGCGCACGGCCACGGCCACAUCGACGAGCGAGCAGCGAUUGCGACGAUGGCCAAGGAUCAUCUCAAAUCAGCGUCGCAGAUCUCAUCAAUUAAUUCACUUCGCUCACCUGUGUCAUGCGCUCACCCACACGCCACAGUCUUCACUGUACCACUUAACGCACGUGUCUCCAUGAUUCCGAUUUCUCCAGGCGUUUUUGGUCAUCCUUUAUAGUCGACGUGAACUCGUUCGAGCGACAUCGUUUUACCCAGCCUCAACGUUUUCAACCAUCACGCACAUCGGAGCAGUCUCUUCAUCAAAAGUCUUUUGCUGAGGGGUUACUCAGUCCAAGCAAGACCAGAUGUAUCAUAGUGUCACAAUACACCUC
Molecule: messenger RNA, 1641 nt
Organism: Cutaneotrichosporon oleaginosum
Lineage: Eukaryota; Fungi; Basidiomycota; Tremellomycetes; Trichosporonales; Trichosporonaceae
Biological process (GO): cell differentiation; regulation of transcription by RNA polymerase II
Cellular component (GO): nucleus
Molecular function (GO): DNA-binding transcription factor activity, RNA polymerase II-specific; RNA polymerase II cis-regulatory region sequence-specific DNA binding
Source: RefSeq, a predicted model, not a curated record